AUGAUUUUCGCGGGAGACUUCGCGCAACAGCCUCCAGUGGGUGGUAAUGAGAGCGCUUCCCUGUACAGUCGAACUGUCGGCCGUUAUAGCGCGGACGCACAAAGCCAAAAAGCCGCGCUUGGUAAAGCUAUCUGGCAUCUGUUCACUGUCGUCGUCAUGUUAAGGCAAAAUCAUAGGCAAGAAGGUACAUCACCGCGUGAUCGCUCACUCCACCGUCUCCUUUACAACAUGCGCUGGUGUGAGUGCGACAAGACGGACAUCAUCUACAUGAACACCCUUCGCGCCGACCUGCUAUCAAACAAUUUGUCUAUUGCAGAGGCGCGCUUUCGCUACGUACCAAUUAUCACGCCAAGAAACAUCGUAAAAGACGGCAUAAACGACGUGGGAGUACGAAGAUUCGCCAUCGAGUCUGGACAGGAAUUGACGGAUUUCUUCUCUGAUGAUAAAGUGCCUGGAGGCGACAAGGACAAGCCGGUCCUCUUCAGUCAGCGUGUCCAGAAAAUGCUGUGGGACCAGGCGCAUACCUUCAGCGAGAUGAUCCCAGGAAAACUAUCCUUGUGUCACGGCAUGCCGGUCAUGCUUCGUCAUAACUGGGCGACUGAGCUCGCUAUGAAUAAGGGUCAGGAAGGCGUCGUGCACGACUGGGUGGCAGGAAAAGGCCGACACGGUCAGCGGGUCUUGCAUACUCUGUACGUCAGGUUAGUGAACGCGCCGCGUGUCAUCGAAAUACCGGGCUUACCUCAGAACGUGGUACCGUGCACACCUCGAAGCACGAUCAUCGAUUGCGACCUGCCUACAUAUAUAGGGUCGAAAAAGCUGAAGGUUGCGCGAGUCCAAGUCGAGGUCUUACCAAACUUUGCGAUGACGGACUACGCCUCCCAGGGAAAGACGCGCGAGUUCAACGUUGUCGACCUGAAGGAUUGCCAAGACCACCACGCCUACUACGUGGCGCUGUCCCGAGGAAGGACGUCGGACGGUACCAUCAUUCUACGCGAGUUCGAACCUAGCAAAAUACAAGGGGGUUGUAGCGGUGCUUUGAGGCAAGAGUUCAGGGACCUAGAAGUAUUGAAUGACAUUACACGUAUGCGAUAUGAAGGACAACUGCCGCAUACCAUUGUGGGACAUCGCAGGAAAGACCUUAUCGCGUCUUUUAGGGAGUGGAAGGGCGCUCAGUACAUGCCCAGUGACUUGCCUCGACCGCUGCGGUGGACAACCGAC
This is a messenger RNA of Schizophyllum commune H4-8, 1218 nucleotides long. RefSeq lists its product as uncharacterized. The record is from RefSeq and is a predicted model, not a curated record. The annotation marks the transcript as partial. NCBI's taxonomy places the organism in Eukaryota, Fungi, Basidiomycota, Agaricomycetes, Agaricales, Schizophyllaceae. The transcript has a single exon.